This is a messenger RNA of Penicillium canescens, 1566 nucleotides long. RefSeq names its product glycoside hydrolase family 43 protein. The record is from RefSeq and is a predicted model, not a curated record. The transcript has 4 exons. Gene Ontology annotation, biological process: carbohydrate metabolic process. Bases 1 to 1566 code for a protein of 521 amino acids. NCBI's taxonomy places the organism in Eukaryota, Fungi, Ascomycota, Eurotiomycetes, Eurotiales, Aspergillaceae. Gene Ontology annotation, molecular function: hydrolase activity, hydrolyzing O-glycosyl compounds.
AUGAGUUAUACAAAUCCAAUCAUCCCUGGGUUUAACCCCGACCCGUCAAUAAUCCGUGUCGAUGAAGACUUUUUCCUGGUCACUUCCACAUUUGAAUAUUUCCCGGGAGCUCCUAUUUAUCAUAGUCGGGAUUUGAUCGAAUGGAAGUUAAUUGGCCAUGCCUUGACAAGGUGCAGCCAGCUUCAAAUUCAUACACCAGAGCCUGGAGGUGGCGUAUGGGCAACUACGAUUCGGUAUCAUCGCGGUGUCUACUAUAUCAUUGCAGCGAGCUUUCAGCGCUAUCGCCCGCAACAAGAUGACCGAGUUUGGCCACAAGGGUUUUAUGUCAAGACAACCGAUAUUUGGAAUGAAAAGACAUGGUCGGAUCCUAUUUACUUUGACCAAAUUGGUUUUGACCAAGAUCUAUUUUGGGACGAUGAUGGAAUCGUAUAUCUAUCGUCUACUUACCGAAAACUUCAACCAACGCCUGGUGCAAAAUUGAAAGAUUUCGCAAUUCACAUAUGUACCGUUGAUCUGAACACCGGCCAUUCCACGUCCGAGCCGAAAUUGAUCCGCGAAUCUUCUUCUGGGGUUGCCGAAGGAUCACAUAUUUUCAAGCGCGGACGCUAUUGGUAUCUGUUUACGGCCGAGGGAGGCACUGAAAGUGGACAUUCGGAAUGGGUAAGCCGCAGCGAGAUUGGGCCAUUGGGACCGUGGGAACUCGGGCCAAACAACCCACUCUGGCGCAAUGGUGUCGAGGACGAAGUCCAGAACACAGGACAUGCAGAUUUGGUCGAGGAUACCAAAGGGCAAUGGUGGGCAGUUAUGCUCGGGGUUCGUCCUCUACGACGAGACGACCAAUGGGAGGAAUCAGUGCUGGGCCGAGAGACAUUUUUGGUACCUUUGAACUGGGAGCAAGACUGGCCUGUCAUCAACGGAGGACAAAAGAUUACACUUCAAUCUCACGGGCCAGGUCUCUAUCCACUCGAAACUUCAGUCUCUUGGAGAGAUGAGUUCGCUGCUCCGGAAAUGCAGUUGGGAUGGUAUAGAAAGAACACGCCGUUUAUCACGGAUUACUCGCUCACUGAGCGCCCGAGACAUCUCCGGCUCUACGGCGGUCCCUAUAACCUGUCGGUGCCAGCCUGCCCAACAAUGUUCCUCCGCAAGCAAACCCAUCGACACUGCACAUGGGAGACACGACUUUCCUUCUACCCCACCGCAGAUGCCACGGAAGCAGGAACUGUGCUCUGGAUGAACUACUUUACCUACAGCAGUCUCGGCAUUCGCAAGACCGAAAAGGGCCGUUGUAUCCUGUUCCGUCCGUCAGAAGGGGAAACAGUAGAGUGUGAUCUUGGUGCAGCAACAGACAUCAUUCUUACAAUCGAAUGUGGCACCGAAUAUCGAUUCGGUUAUCGAGAGGACACCGAAACUAGUUUCCAUUGGAUUGGCUCAGUCGUGAAUAGUGCUGCAACGAAAGCACCACCGGUCGGGGCCAACUUUACAGGCAUGAUGCUGGGUCUCUAUGCCUUUGGCGAGCGACAGCGAUGCCUGACCCCGGCUGAUUUUGCGUAUGCUGAGUUUCGGUGA